CGCAGCAUACGUCAUGAUGUGCAGACUUCUUGCUUCGUAAAUACAUGCACACCAUAACCCAAAGUCGUCAAACUCUUGCGAGAGUGCCCAUCGGCCAUCGAAGUCUAACAAGAAAAACCGAGGGGGUUUUACUGCAUGACGCAACAAGGAAGUGGCACUUCGAUUCGGCACAGGAACUGAAAAAAAAAACUUUCGCCGAAUAGACCUACACAAAAAUGCAGUCCAUCUGGGAAGUCCAAAGCCGAUACCAUCUGCACUUGCACGGAUCGAGCUGUUAGAAUUGUGGACACUUUGUGAGAGCAGCGGAAUUAGACCCAACACACUUCCUGGUGAUCUACGCCUUUGGCGCUCUGUUAAACUGUCACAUUAAUGUUAAGGAGAAAGAUGACCAAGUCUUUUUCUGACUUCACGCAGGCGUAAAAAUAUGGGUGGACCAUGGUUUUAUAGAUUACCUCCAUGUCGACUGUUCAUGAAAGGAGCUUCAACAUUCGCUAUAAAGUAUACAUAAGUAGUGUGUAAACUCUCUCUUGGCAUGAGAGAGACAAUUAUUAUGAUCCAGAUCUUUCUCGGCCAGCAUAUAAAAAAAGUGUAUCUUUGUAAAGUUUCCUCGUAAACACACACAGGAAAGACAAUUUUUAAGUUUGAAUCAAAUAGUGGAUUGGGAAAAAUCGCGGUCAGGGACAAGCUCUGGCUUUCACUCGACAGUCAAAUCUAAAUCAGGUUUUGCGUUCCCAAGCAAAAUAUAGCCUACUGGUGAUCAAUGAAAUCUUCCAGGCAAUCUCGAAAACAUGUCAUCAUCUGCUGGAAAACGGCUGGCUGUUGAGUUGGCGGCCGUUUACGACACCGUGCGAUCGCCGCCGCUAGCGCUGCCACGGGACAAAACCCCCACAGAGACCGCUGGUGGGUACGUCACUCCGGUUGGUAAGUUCCAACCUGAGUUGGAUCAGCACUACCAAAACAUCAAACACUUCAAGGAGAUCAAGCCUUCCUUCAGAAGCAGCAAGGUGCAGGGGAAAGCGAUCGGGGGACUAGGCAGAUCUUCAGACGUUGUAGCACCUUUGCUGCCUUUGAAGCCAGCUCUUCCAUCCAAGGAGAAUCCGGGAUCCGAAGUGUGCUACCAAAACACACCUAGAGUACCUACCAAGACUUCUGGAUACGCUGAGCUCCGAACUACAAGCCCAUCUAUUUACUCCGCCUUGUCCAAAGGUGUACCCAGUACUCAGCCACAGAGAUCAGAGUUAGAUCAUCCUCACCCUCAGCAAGGCAGCAUGGGGAACGCCCCCACGGUACAGCCGCGGCUGAACAGAACCCCCCACAAACCUGCUCGGAAACCCCUGGUCACUUACAACCCGAGGGCUUCUAAUGUCCCUUGGGGCUCAUCAGAGGCAACGAGCCACUCGCCACAAAAGGAUGUGAGCGACGCAAAACCGAGCCAAGCUCUAAUUGAGGGACCUUUGUGUUUUAGAAACCCGAUGCCAGCUUCUCGUCGGAGGACGGAGUUCCUGACGGAAAUACACACUCCCGACCCGGCCCUUGACGAGGUCCUCCGGAAGUGCCAAACGGCCAUGGAGCACUAUGCAUCCGAAGCGGCGGAGGGCCGAAUCAUUUUCACCACGGACCGCUUUGCAUGCGGGAUGUUCGACCACCGUGGCGGCUUCCUCCCUCUCCCCAACCACAAGAUAACCCUCUAUGUCACCCCUCACGCCAUCGUGGGGGACAACCCUGAACCCAUCUUCAUCUUCAUCCAUCCUGACCCGCCCACUGCUCUCCUGGACUUGGAGACGGGAGUUAAACCCAUCAGCCCCACUGUUGUCUGCGGUAAAACAGGCCUCAAGUUCUCCAGUGAUGUCGUUCUAUCCUUCCCCGUGAAAACCCAAGAUACAAGCGCUGCGGCCAGACAUCAGAUCAUCGUAUCGGAGCAGACCUCCCCCUCGGAAAAACCCAAACAGCAGGUCAUGGACAAAAUUCUGGACUGUUUCUUCUCCGUGGACGACAAUCGCUGCACGAUGAUGGUCAACCAAUUAGGCAGCUUCACUGUCGUAUCUCAAGCGCCGAUAAAGACCGAAGAGUUCCGAGGUCGGUACGCGAGUCAGCCUUCGGAUGAGUUCUUGAACUAUCGGGUGGGCGUGUUCGGCAGGCAGCUAGCGGGGACCGGAAGUGCUCAAAUCAGGGUGAUAUUUUGGAAAGACUCCGAUGCGGAAACGCAGCGCAUUGUUGCCGAAGAGGGGCGAGAUCGCUUCCGUAAGCUGGACCGAGUUCGCAUGGCCGUGAUCAGUAAAUACCGCAGAGCAGUAUGGGUAACGGCCAGUCACGUGAUACCAGGCUGGACUAUGCUGACAAAGGAUAAGGAAAGGUUAUCAGUUGAGCGCUUCAUCUCCCAGCAUCGAAAAGACGGUUGUCUACCGUCCUGCACCUUCGCACUGUAUCGGGACACAGGGGGCUCCGCAUCCGCACAGACCCCCCGCGUGGCCAGCUGCACCAUUGAGGUGUCUCAAGAUGGCGGCUAUGCGGACGAGGUGGAAGAGGAUGAGUCCGAAACCGUGCAGUUUGUGGCCGUCGUGGACGAAGAAUCCACAGCGCCAGUGAUCCCAACCAGGCUGCCUUCGCUGCCUGGCAGUCAAAUGUCCCCAACGGUUCCACAAAGGGUGCCUCUUAACCAGAAGGCAUCCAUCGUCACCUUCACACCGCUGCUCAAACCACCAGCUGGUCUCAGGCACAAAAUACUAGGGGAGCUAUCCCUUCAUUUAGAGGUCAGUGUGAUCUCAGGUCGUGGCUGGAAACUCUUGGCACAGAAGAUGGGUCUCUCAGCUCCUCAUAUCUGCUGCCUGAGGGAGAGAUACCUCUGCCCCGGGCAGGCUCUCCUGAACUGGUACCUUGGACAACAGGUUGCUCUGGUCGCAACACGUGAAGCGCUACGAAGACUCCUUGACCUUUUCCGAGAUAUGGACUGGCCAGAGCUCCAGACCAUCCUAACGAGAGAGAUCCAAAACACAGACAACAAUGAUCCAGGACAGGACUGGAGCACAAAACCCCCAAGAUGUUACGAAAUCAUCGACGAUGAUGCUAACCAAGCUAUGAAAGGUGCUGUAGACAAGGGCGUAGCUAAGAGCAGCCCCAGAUUACAAAGGAAGAAUUCAUAUGAGGCACCUUCUGAGAGAAAUCGGAUACCUGUUCCAAGUCCAAGAAGUAGCCCCAAAACUGUUAUCAAGAGAAACGAUCCAGUCCAUCAGGUUAAGAAAGAUAUACCGGACGCUGAAAAUCAAACAACUGUCCGCCAAGAUGCAGAACGGCAACACAAAAGCCCCUUCAACCAGAAUCUGCACUUCACAAGCUCUGGGUCCGAGAGGAUUAUAAGCCCGGCUUCAAGUCCAACAGGGUACUUCUACCAGCCACCUCUGACACAGCUCCCCAAGCCCACUCUAUGGAACACAGCACACAAUGUUUUACAACACAAAAAAUCCCAGUCCGGUGCCCCUCCCCAAAGAGAGGAUGGAAGCAACAGCACUCUUUGUCAAGAUGCAAAACAGCAAAGUGGCUUUGAAGAGCAACCACCCCCGAUCCCACUUCUGUCACCAAACGAAGACGCGAUAGAAGCAGCCGCUAAUGAGGAGAAUCCAUACUUACAACCUGACGUCAAAGACAAAGUUGGACCUCUUUGGACAAUGGAGAAACCUCAUAGCAUUAGACCUACGACGACGUUCAAUAAGAAACUGAAAGCCCCAACUCCACCGCAGCGUACCACAUCUGUCAGGAUGAGAAAAGGAAGACUUCAGAUGCCGCAUGGUUCCCAACAGGUUGAGCCUUCAACCGUUUCACUUCCAAAAGUUCCUGACAUCCUGUCUGCCAGUGAUCAGAUUCAGCAUGAACGAGAACAUGAUGAAGAAGUCAUUUAUGAAUGCCAUCAAGAACCUGAUCAAAUACCUUCAGUGGAGGAGCAUCCACAGUAUGCAGCAUCCCUCCAAUUGAAGAAAAAAGCUUUGCAAGACAUCUUGAUGAAGAAAAUACUCAAGGCAACAGGAAGGGAGGAAGCAGAUCCUGAAGUACGACGCCACAGUACCUCUUCAAUUGGAUCAAUCCCAGAGUCCGUUUAUGACGAUGUCGAGAUCCUUCUCCAGGAGAACAAAGAUCUAGAGAUGAUGCAAGAGGAACCAGGUGGGAGGCAGCUUGUGGAGAAGAUCCUGAAAAGCUCUGCUAUCAGGGGUCUCUUGUCAAAGAUUCCACGAAACACCUCCAAGAAGAAAAUUCCACCCUUCCCAGAAGAACUGAAAUCUACAGCUGUAAAUGACGAUAUGGUUUGCUACGAACCCAUAAGUGGCCCCGAGGUUCCAGCGAGGACAUUCAAUCGGUCUCAAGAGGCAGAAAGUUCUGGGGCUGUUGUCAAAAAGACCGCCCCUGAUGUAAAACCCCGUGAUGUGGCAGAUGAAAGGUGCUGCUAUGAAGAAAUCAAUGAACCAAAGGUUCCGCCUAGAACUAUUGUUCCAGGAUGCAGUGGGGCUUCUUACAGGAAACCGCUUCCACAACUACCCACCUCAAUCGACAACCGCAGUGUGAUGCACAAUAUGGACGUCUAUGAGGACACCUCCUCGCUGACAGUUCCAACCCAAACAGGAUCACAGAUGGUCCAAGUUAAGACCACGAGUGGGGAGUUGAAAACAGUCCGGAAAUUUGUUCCCAAAACAGUUCCCAGAGCGGUUCCUCCGAAGCCGGAAGAGACCUACGAAGUCAUGCCAAUAGGACAAGGUGGUGUACAGAGACCCUAACUGGUGCUCUUUUUUUUAACCAAUCCAAGACAUUUGUUUCUGUGUUAUUCAGCAUUGCCAGGUUCCUUGGUAGAAGAUGAGGAAGCAAAUUCCAGUUUUAGAGGUGGGAGGAAAACCUUGGAAUGACAUUCCAGGGAAAUCCAUGGAAUCAGGUCGGAACUAAGCACAUAAUCCACAUGUUGGCUCAGUUGGGAUUAGAACCUUGGUCACAGUAGUAAAAGGCAAGGAAAUUACCACUAUACAAAACGGAUCCUGCAAGGUGUAGUCAAAUCCAUCACGAUUCAAUCUGGUCAAAUUGCAAGCCAAUUAUACCUCCAGUUCAGGUUCAACUCCAUGAGCUGCAUGCACAUUCCUUCAACCCUGGCCAUGUCAAACACGACGCUGAUUGACUAUUCAAAGCGUACAGCGCGUAUUUCGAAGGCAGCAUGCCUUAUAUGCGCUCGCGUUAUCUCCUUCAUGUCACGUCACAUACGAACAUUUUUUUUCAAGACUGCGUGAUGCCUGUGAGUCUGCAAGCCUCGUAACACCCAAAAAAACCUAUGCACAUGUAUCUUGUACUGUAAAAGGGACAACAGAGGCAUGCACAUUUAUUAUAAACCCUUGCUCUAUAACGUGCAGUCAAAAUCUCAUCUUUAAAAUGUUCGAGUCUACAAACAAACAAAAAACACUUCAAAAUUGAAAAGCACUAGCUGUGUGGACUGCAGUCCUAAUUUAAUUUAAUUUAAUUUAGUACACGCCACUUUUGGCAUUGAACUUUGUCAUACAUCAUUCAAAUUAAGCAUAUGCAUUGUCCUUAUGGCACAGUUGUCCCCCGAAGAGUGACUCAUGAUUACGUCAUCAGGAGUCACGUGACGUCAUCACAAACAUGCAUAUUUUGAAGUCCUAUAUCUACAGAACUGUACGUCCGAUUGGGUUGAAACUUGGUAUGUGGUAUAUA
Molecule: messenger RNA, 5697 nt
Organism: Patiria miniata (bat star)
Lineage: Eukaryota; Metazoa; Echinodermata; Asteroidea; Valvatida; Asterinidae
Exons: 9
Coding region: 789-4760 (1323 amino acids)
Biological process (GO): netrin-activated signaling pathway
Cellular component (GO): membrane
Molecular function (GO): netrin receptor activity
Source: RefSeq, a predicted model, not a curated record